This is a messenger RNA of Gaeumannomyces tritici R3-111a-1, 822 nucleotides long. RefSeq lists its product as hypothetical. The coding region runs from base 1 to 822 and encodes 273 amino acids. The transcript is spliced from 2 exons. The record is from RefSeq and is a predicted model, not a curated record. NCBI's taxonomy places the organism in Eukaryota, Fungi, Ascomycota, Sordariomycetes, Magnaporthales, Magnaporthaceae.
AUGAGCUUCUUCGCCUUACCCCCAGAGAUCAGGUCGAUGAUCUACCAUGACCUUCUCGUGCACAACGGACACAUCACCAUCGUGGCAGUCGACCGGCCCCUGCGGCAUUCGUCGGAGCCGCCGAUCCUCUUCGUCGAAAACCCGAUAAGGCUCCAUCCCGCCAUCCUCGGCACCAGCAAGCAGGUCCACGUAGAGGCCAUCUCGACUCUGUAUUCUCGCAAUUCCUUCCGGUUCGCACCCCUUGAGCCGAGCUAUGACCGCGGUGUCGACUCCGUGCCCGUCUUCCUGCAACGCAUCGGGACGCAAGCAGCGGGUAGCAUCCGGCGAGUGUGCAUCGACUUCCCGACGGAUUCCAACCUCGACAGGCUCGACCGGUUGCUAGUAGAUGAGCUCGGCAACCACGACAACAAUCAUUUCGCCGAGCACCUAGAUCUGAUCGAGGCACGGGUCGCAGGCUCCCCGUCGUUGAAAUGCGUCAAGAUCCACAUCCGGCUGGUGAGCCGGCAACAAGACGCCCACAGCGGCGGCCAGCAGUGGGCAAGCCACAAGGAUUCUCUGUUUCAGCAGAUACACAGCCGUGGAUGGACCGCCAACAUCACCAGAGUUCCCAGCGUUGUGACCCGCCGUCAUGGCACACUGCGGAUCGGCAGCGCUGGCCUCCACUGGCACAACGAGUUGUGGCUGAUGGUGAGUGGCAUCGACGAUCUUCAGAAGCUUGAAGAAGUCAUAUGGGACCUGGAAAUGAUGCGUAUCAGAUACAUUCAACGCCGCCAUCGCGUGCUUUCCCUCAUUGCGAUCAUGAAGCGCAGUGCGGCUACCUAA